Messenger RNA from Harmonia axyridis, 4197 nucleotides. RefSeq lists its product as uncharacterized. Gene Ontology annotation, molecular function: protein binding. The record is from RefSeq and is a predicted model, not a curated record. Lineage: Eukaryota; Metazoa; Arthropoda; Insecta; Coleoptera; Coccinellidae. The transcript is spliced from 2 exons. Bases 3116 to 3979 code for a protein of 287 amino acids.
AAUGAUGUUUUCCGUAAAUUAUGUAGAGCCCUGAGGAUGGAAAUAAAUUUAUUCUCGUCUUGACGAUGACGAUUUGAAAAAUUUCUCGCUCUCUUUGAAUUCUUGAGUGCAAAGUUUUAAUUACAACAGAUGUUUUCAAGUGGUUAAACAUUGAAAAUUUCAUCUAUAAUCAAUAUCAAUAAAUAAGAAUUCACUUCCCAUAUCCACAGGCAUUUGUUCCUGAUGCUUUUCAUGUUUUUAAUUUUUCUUAACCGUUAACAAUAACAUUGGUUGAUGAAAAGUUCAAUAUACAGCAUUAAAAAUAACAAUAUAUAGAAAUAAACCUAUAAUAGAGAUAUUGUCAAGACGAGAAUAAACUUUUUCUGAACAAGAUGCAGGUAAAUUGAAAAGCUUUUUGGACAUAUGAGUGAAAAAAUCCUCAAGAUCUCGUCUGAAAAAGCCUCAGUAAGAUCACGAUAGAAUAUAGAUGACUCGGUGUUACUCCUCUGGAUUGCUAACAGAACAUCAUAUUCCUCAAGUAUUUCACCACAUCUUUUAACGUUAGUGUUAGAAAUUUUCUGUUGCAGAACGUUAAAUUCCUUCAUAUACAAAUUGUAAUGCUCCAUAACAGGCUCAGAUUUGAUGAAACUCAUUACAACCUUUUCUACAUUCUCCGUUUUCAGUUCCCUAUAUAGACAAAAUGAUACCUAUUAUGAUCUUAAGACUUUCAAACUUUCUAGUUUGAAAACACCUGUGAGCCACGCUCAACCAAACAUUUCAACGUAUAUUUGCUCCACGUCUAAGAAGCAAACGCAAUAAAUCAAAAUUUUUAUACACAGCUGCGCAUUCUAAAGGGGUUUAGUUAACACAAUCCUUUGCAUUUAUGUUAAUGCCUUUUUUCAGUAGCAACUUCACGACUGCUAAAUGGGUUUUGUUUGAGAAAAACAGUGCCAAUCGAUGCAGUAUAUUCUCUUCUUUGCAGUCUCUACAGUUUACUUGGCAUCCGUGGUCUAAAAGCUUCUGUAUAAACUCGAUGUCUUCAGGUCGUUCUGUAACUGAUUUGAACAAAAUAGUCCUUCCCAUCUUGUCUCUUUCGUUGAUGUCGAUUUCAUACAAAAGGAGAUUAACAGUUUUGAGGAAGAUUCAAAAUAUAAGGUAGAGAAACCCGAAUGACAAUAGGAACUAACAUCCUUAUUGCCCGAAAUUUGAAAAGUAAGUACAGAAAAAAUGAGCGCCAAAAAAAGGUCAUAUUUUUGAAACUACUGCGUUAAUUCUGGUCGUUAUUGUUAACGUUCGGAAUGAUGUUUCUUUCAAUGGUAGCUUGCCAGGUAGUAAAAUGUUUGACUUCAGUUAUGAAAUGAGUGCCUUCGUGACCAUACCUACUUUUCUGUUCACGUGAAAACCCAAAAUGUUGUCGUCGACCAUCGAUUCAACAAGUUACAACCAAAACUGUAUUCAUGUAUUGUUAUUUUAUUUUGCAAUAUUGAAAUUAGUGUAUUACGUAUUGAACUCUGGCUGGACGGUAACAGUGAAAAAACUUUUCAAUGUAAGAAUGUUUAAUUGUUUUUUGAAGCUAAAAUUUUUCCAAUGUUCCAAUGUUUUGUAGUUCAGGUUAUUCGAGAUUAUAGUUUCUACUACUUUUUUAUUUGUUGUGCUGUUUUAUAGAAUUUUUGGUUAGUUACAUUCUCCGUAUUCUUAUGAUAUUUGACAGUAUUCAUUUUUUGUUAGAAAUGAUAGGUAUGUUUCGUAAUAGGCUCUAUAUUUUUUUUUAAUUUCACUUCAAAUAAUAACCUGUCUCACUGUUUUAUGGAAAAACUCAUAUGUGCUCUUUUAAGUGGACCACCCUGAAUAUUUAUUCACUAAAAAUAGUCCGAAACGUAUGCCUAUGUUAGUUUAUUCAUUCGAAUUAUGAGCUAUUCUCUUGAAUUGUUGUUUUCUAAUAUUCUUCUUGAAUUUUCUAUGGUUCUGAUUAUUUGAUCUACUUGAAAUUCUGCAUGAAGCUUGAAAUUUUCAUAACUACAGCUUAAAUCUAUUUUCUCCUGUUUUGUAGUCACGAAGAUAUAAGGUAAUUUUUAAUAUUCUUCUUGAAACUUUGUUUGUUCUAUUGACGCGAUCAACUUUCAGUUCUGUAUUUUUCUUUUGUCUGUGCCUUCUCCAUCAUUGGAGGUCAGGGUACCGAUUCAUAAAGAUCCCUAGGGAGCUAGGGAGAAGGAGCCACGCCCACUCUGCUCAAGCCCCCGAUAUAGAUGCAAAAUUACCAUAAUUUGUUAAAUUGUUGAUAUUUAGAUGUAUUUUUCAUUUUAAACAUAAAUUUUGAUUCAAUCGUCAUAUUCUAAUAAAUUAAAAACCAUUUUAUGAUAGGCAACUUUUGAUACAACCUACAACGUUGUCGGUUCUUAGACGAAAAAAAUUGAUUUCAAAUCCGCUGCCUUGGACCCAGCGGUUUUCAUUGCGAUACAAACUUGGCAACGCUGUGACAUAAACGACAUUCUCUGUGACAAAUGUCAAAGAUGCACACGUGGGGUGUCUCUUCAAAAUUCGAUUAUUGGUAUUAUUAUAAUUUAUAAUUAGCUCAUUUUACUGCUUAUGUUAAAUACAGUAAGUUUAUAUAUAUAUCACUCAUGGUUUAUUAUGGAAAAUCGAAAUAAAUGUAUUGAAUUGAAAAAUAGAUCCAAUGUAAUAUGUACAUUUGGCAAUGGUGGAAUUAUUGUAUGACAGUAAAAGUGACCUCGAAUUACUAUCAAAAUAUAAUUUAAAGCUUUAGUUAUUGUUAUCCAUUUGUUUUUUCCAUAUUUAUAGGUGCUAGAUUUAUUUUAGAUUGAGAUAGACAUAAAAAAUAGAAAUUAUUUAUUUUUCUGUUAAUGUCACAGAAAAAUAGUUCAAAGUUCGCCCUUCAAUUUGGCAACGUCGAUCCCCCUUCUUCCUACUUCAAUUAGGGCGGAGCCUAAAAUUUGGCUCCUUCUCCCUAGCUCCCUAGGGAUCUUUAUGAAUCGGUACCCAGUCAUAAUGGUAUUUCUUGAUCUGUAGCAGCUCUAACAAGGUACCCAAAGUUCAAGGCUCUCCAAUUUCUGGGUCCAAUACAUCAAAAUAACAAGCUACGCAAAUGUCAACCAAGUGGUGACAGACGUCACCCUGUAUGGGUGGUGCUAUAAUAUCAAGAACUCAUAGUGAACCAGAAACUAUUAAACUUUUUUGUUAUUUCCAGAGAUUCAACACUUCGAUAAACCCUCCUACCUCACUUUUAGAGAAGCUUUCAAAUCUGGGAUGUGAUAUUAACUUCAUAGACUUCACCAAAGAUGAUGUAUUGCACAGAUUGGCUUUUGAAGAUUGUUCAUCAGGUCUAUAUUUACGAGCAGUUGAGUUGUUGCUAGAAGAAAGAGGUGGUGACAUCUUAGAAGCCAGAGAUGAAUUUGGCGGGACACCACUAGAAACUGCUGUUCUGCUCAUGAAUCUUGAUUUGCUGCGGUUGCUUCUAAGGCGUGGAGCAAGCCUGAUAUUGAGCAAUAAUCUAAACGUAGCACAAUAUUCAUUUGAGAAACAGAGAUUCUCAUGUCUUCACGCCAUCAUCAAGUUCUGCCUGGUGAAGAAGUUGCAAGGGAAAGUAGUGGACGAGUCUGUUAUCAAUUUUAUCGAAUUGCGAAUGGUUGAAAGGCAUUACAAGUUGUGUUGGAAGCAAAUCAUCGCUUUAAAGAUGCAUAAAAUUGCUAAUACAAACUUGUCGAUCCACUUCUUCCUCUUCAAACCACUGAGAGUUGUCGCAAAAUAUAUGAAAAAUGAAGAUGUCCUAAUGGGAACCCAGAGUAAGAUUAUUGGUCUUUCUGAAUAUCAUUAUGAUAUAGUAGAAGUUCGGAAAGAGGCGAUAAUCAGGAGAAAUUUAGAGGAUGAUGCUUCGAACACCUUCAAAAAUGUUUUUGGAUUACCGGGUGCAUGUUCUGAAGUCAUCAUCUCUUAUCUUGAAAAUAAAGAUUUAAGAAAUUUCUCUGGUACUUGGGAACUGUGACAUCUCAAGUUGCGACACUAUGAGGAUCUGAGAGCAACUUGGAUGGCAGCUGGUGGAGGUACUGCAAAUGUGAUAAAGCCAAUGUGAUAAAACUACUGUGAUAAAAAAGAACUGUUAUAUAUUUGAUGAUUUUUGAAUUCGUUAAUUGAACUUUUAAUGAACUUAACUUUGUACAAAUUUACACUAAUGAUUAUAUUAAUUAUAUUAAUUUUUACUGA